Molecule: messenger RNA, 1689 nt
Organism: Camponotus floridanus (Florida carpenter ant)
Lineage: Eukaryota; Metazoa; Arthropoda; Insecta; Hymenoptera; Formicidae
Gene: Rpn13
Product: proteasomal ubiquitin receptor ADRM1
Exons: 5
Coding region: 120-1301 (393 amino acids)
Biological process (GO): ubiquitin-dependent protein catabolic process
Cellular component (GO): cytoplasm; proteasome regulatory particle, lid subcomplex; nucleus
Molecular function (GO): endopeptidase activator activity; proteasome binding; ubiquitin binding
Source: RefSeq, a predicted model, not a curated record
CGCAUCGCCAUCUUGAAGUGCAGUGUCAUCGGCGUGUCUCGUGAGUGAGGUGGUGAAUCGUUUGAUCCUGUUCGUAUCAGAAAGUAAUUUUUUAUAUAUAUCCAUAUAUCUCAGCAAAGAUGUCCAGCGGAGCACUUUUCGGUAAUAAUGCAUCGCGUGGCGCCUCGAAAAAUCUAGUCGAGUUCAAGGCUGGCAAGAUGACUGUCAAAGGAAAAAUGGUUUAUCCGGACACGCGAAAGGGUCAGCUUUACGUCUAUCAGUCCGAUGACUCGUUGAUGCAUUUCUGCUGGAAGGAUCGCACCACCGGAGUGGUCGAAGAUGAUUUAAUUAUCUUUCCCGAUGAUUGCGAAUUUAAACACGUUCCUCAGUGUAAAACUGGUAGAGUGUAUCUCCUACGAUUUAAGUCAUCGAGUAAGAAGUUCUUCUUUUGGCUGCAGGAUCUUAAAACAGAUAAGGAUGAAGAACACUGCAGAAAGAUUAAUGAUGUACUUAAUAAUCCACCGACACCUGGAUCCCAGAGAAGCGGUGGUGCUAAUGCAGAAGGAGAUCUUCAGAAUUUGUUGAAUAACAUGUCACAACAACAGCUCAUACAAUUGUUUGGCGGUGUGGGUCAGAUUGGUGGUCUAGGUAGCUUAUUAGGUACAAUGAAUAGACCGCAUAGUGUUCAAAGUACAAGAGCUUCCACCACGACUUCAUCUACUCCGGCCACUACUAAUGUUUCUAGACCACCUCAUUCGUUAACUCCUGGACCUAAUACGGAUUCUAAAUCUUCAACAAGAACACCAGCUCCGUCCACUCCAACUACAACAGCAACAGGUUCAAACAAUAGAAUACAGCUUAGUGACUUGCAAAACUUUCUAUCAGAAAUUCCGACACCACCUCGAACUGAACCAGCUGCGCAGAGGGGCGUAGCGACAGAGCUGACCAACGCCAUCCCUGCGGCGAUCUCUACGACGGAGAGCCUGGAGAGUGCCAUGAACGUGCACUUACCACCAGGGGACAACCUGUCUACCACGCUCUCGUCUCCCCAGUUCUCCCAGGCGCUAUCAAUGUUCUGGUCUGCUUUGCAGUCGGGCCAGGCGGGCCCUGUCAUCCGUCAAUUCGGCUUGGGAUCGGACGCCGUCAAUGCCGCAGCCAGUGGAAACAUCGAAGAAUUCGUCAGCGCUCUGGAGACUGAAGCGAAGAGCGGUCAGGGACAACAACAAGCGCAACAAGGACAGGACGACAAGAGUAAGAAGCAAUCACCAUCAGCCACUAGUCCCGAUAAGGACGAUGACGACGAAGGCAUGGCGUUAGAUUAAGGAUAGGAUUUCUACGCAUCUUUGAGGGUUUUUUUUUCUACAUAGAAAAUGCACAUUGCAUAUAUUAUGUUAUAUAUUAAUCUACAUACAAUACAUACAAUCUUUUUAACAGAUACGUAUUCCUCUCCGAUUUAUGAUUUAGGUAACACGUUUUUUGACAAUGUAUACGCAAAUGUUUUUCUAAGUGUUCGAUAAUCCUGUAUUUAUACAUCAAUGAGAGAUUAGUAAACAUGUCGAUAUACAAAAAUGUUAAAUAGAAACGAAUAAAAAAUUUUAUCAUGUACAUUUAUUAAAAUUACGUAUAUGUACGAGUAUUGGAAAAUUUUGUAUACAUACAAUACAUGUUUACUGGAUUUAUUGCUUAAAUAAAAUGCAGAAUUUAACAAAA